Molecule: messenger RNA, 4270 nt
Organism: Castor canadensis (American beaver)
Lineage: Eukaryota; Metazoa; Chordata; Mammalia; Rodentia; Castoridae
Source: RefSeq, a predicted model, not a curated record
GGCAGCGGCCACUGUUGGGGGGCGGGGAACUUUGGCUAAGGCGACCCUGGUGGCUUAGGCACCCGCGACUGGCGGCAGUGGCGGCUCCUGGUGCGUUUGGGCCCACGGCCAGCUUUCUAGUUCGGAACGGAACGCUUGGCGUCACGGGCCCCGCCCGGAAAGUUUGCCGUGGAGCAGCGACCUCCUGGCCGGCGCGGCCCGGCAUGAAGCGGCGCUGAGGAGCUGCCGCCGCCGCCGCCGCCGCCGCCGCCGCCGCCGCGGCCGCCUGAGGAGGAGCCUCAGCACCCCGGGCCACGCCGAUGACUACUGCAAACUGUGGCGCCCACGACGAGCUCGACUUCAAACUCGUCUUUGGCGAGGACGGGGCGCCGGCGCCGCCGCCCCCGGGCUCGCGGCCUGCAGAUCUUGAGCCAGAUGAUUGUGCAUCCAUUUACAUCUUCAAUGUAGAUCCACCUCCAUCUACUUUAAACUCAUCACUUUGCUUACCACAUCAUGGAUUACCGUCUCACUCUUCUGUUUUGUCACCGUCGUUUCAACUUGAAGGUCACAAAAACUAUGAAGGAACUGGUGAUAUUUCUGAAUCUAAAUAUAGCUCACUAGGUGGUCCCAAGCCCUUUGAGUGCCCAAGUAUUCAGAUUACAUCCAUCUCUCCUAACUGUCAUCAAGAAACAGAUACAAAUGAAGAUGACCUACACAUAAAUGAUGCAGAUAGGGAAUAUUUGGAAAGACCUUCUAGAGAUCAUCUCUAUCUUCCUCUUGAGCCAUCCUACCGGGAGUCUUCCCUAAGUCCUAGUCCUGCCAGCAGCAUUUCUUCUAGGAGCUGGUUCUCAGAUGCAUCUUCUUGUGAAUCUCUUUCACAUAUUUAUGAUGAUGUGGACUCGGAGUUGAAUGAAGCUGCUGCCCGAUUUACUCUUGGGUCGCCUCUGACUUCUCCAGGUGGCUCUCCAGGAGGAUGCCCUGGAGAAGAGUCUUGGCAUCAACAGUAUGGUCUUGGACACUCUCUGUCACCCAAGCAGUCUCCUUGCCACUCUCCUAGAUCCAGUAUUACUGAUGAGAAUUGGCUGAGCCCCAGGCCGGCCUCAGGACCCUCAUCAAGGCCCACUUCCCCCUGUGGGAAACGGCGGCACUCCAGUGCCGAGGUUUGUUAUGCUGGUUCCCUUUCACCCCAUCACUCACCUGUUCCUUCUCCUGGUCACUCCCCUAGGGGAAGUGUAACAGAAGAUACCUGGCUCAAUGCUUCUGUACACAGUGGAUCAGGCCUUGGCCCUGCACUUUUUCCAUUUCAGUACUGUGUAGAGACUGACAUCCCUCUGAAAACAAGGAAGACUUCUGAAGAUCAAGCUGCCAUACUACCAGGAAAAUUAGAGCUUUGUUCUGAUGAUCAAGGGAAUUUAUCACCAUCCCGUGAGACUUCAAUAGAUGAUGGCCUUGGAUCUCAGUAUCCUUUAAAGAAAGAUUCAUCUGGUGACCAGUUUCUUUCAGUUCCUUCACCGUUUACCUGGAGCAAACCAAAGCCUGGCCACACCCCUAUAUUUCGCACAUCUUCAUUACCUCCAUUAGACUGGCCUUUACCAGCUCACUUUGGACAAUGUGAACUGAAAAUAGAAGUACAGCCUAAAACUCAUCAUCGAGCCCAUUAUGAAACUGAAGGUAGCCGAGGGGCAGUAAAAGCAUCUACUGGUGGACAUCCUAUUGUGAAGCUCCUGGGCUAUAGUGAAAAGCCAAUAAAUCUACAGAUGUUUAUUGGAACAGCAGAUGAUCGAUAUUUACGACCUCAUGCAUUUUACCAGGUGCAUCGAAUCACUGGAAAGACAGUUGCCACUGCAAGCCAAGAGAUAAUAAUUGCCAGCACAAAAGUUCUGGAAAUUCCACUUCUUCCUGAAAAUAAUAUGUCAGCCAGUAUUGACUGUGCAGGUAUUUUGAAACUCCGUAAUUCGGAUAUAGAACUUCGAAAAGGAGAAACUGAUAUUGGCAGAAAGAAUACUAGAGUACGACUUGUAUUUCGUGUACACAUCCCACAGCCCAGUGGAAAAGUCCUUUCUCUGCAAAUAGCUUCUAUACCUGUUGAGUGCUCCCAGCGAUCUGCUCAAGAACUUCCCCACAUUGAGAAAUACAGUAUCAACAGUUGUUCUGUAAAUGGAGGCCUUGAAAUGAUCGUGACUGGAUCUAAUUUUCUUCCAGAGUCCAAAAUAAUUUUUAUUGAAAAAGGACAAGAUGGACGACCUCAGUGGGAGGUAGAAGGGAAAAUAAUCAGGGAAAAAUGUCAAGGGGCUCACAUUGUCCUUGAAGUUCCUCCCUAUCAUAACCCAGCAGUUACAGCUGCAGUGCAGGUGCACUUUUAUCUUUGCAAUGGCAAGAGGAAAAAAAGCCAGUCUCAACGUUUUACUUACACACCAGUUUUGAUGAAGCAAGAACACAGAGAAGAGAUAGAUUUGUCUUCAGUUCCACCUUUGCCUGUGCCUCAUCCUGCCCAGACCCAAAGGCCUUCCUCGGAUACUGGGCACGCACAAGACAGUGUACUGUCAGCACAGAGAAAUUUGGUUUGUUCCAUCCAACAAUCAUAUGCAUCUAUGGUAACCUCAUCCCAUCUACCACAGUUGCAGUGUAGGGAUGAGAGUGGGGGUAAUGAACAGCAUAUGAUACCUUCUUCAAUUGUGCACCAGCCUUUUCAAGUUACACCAUCUCCUGUGGGGUCUUCCUAUCAGCCUAUGCAAGCUAAUGUUGUGUAUAAUGGACCAAGUUGUCUUCCUAUUAAUGCUGCCUCUAGUCAAGAAUUUGAUCCAGUUUUGUUUCAGCAGGAUUCAGCUCUUCCUGGUUUAGUAAAUCUUGGCUGUCAACCACUGUCAUCUAUACCAUUUCAUUCUUCAAAUUCAAGCUCAGCAAGACAUCUCUUAGGACAUACACCUCAUUCUGUGCAAACCCCACCUCAUGUGCAGUCGGUGAGAUACCAUUGUUCAAGUACAGGACAAAGAUCUCUUUCUUCUCCAGUAACAGAUCAGAUCACAGGUCAGCCUUCUACUCAGUUGCAACCUAUUACAUAUGGUCCUUCACAUUCAGGGUCUGCUGCAACAGUUCCCCCAGCAUCCUCUUGUCCCCUGGCUAGUUCACCACUUUCUGGGCCAUCCUCCCCUCAGCUGCAGUCUAUGCCUUACCAAUCUCCUAGCUCAGGAACUGCCUCAUCGCCAUCUCCAGCCACCAGAAUGCAUUCUGGACAGCACUCAACUCGAGCACAAAGUACAGGCCAGGGAGGUCUUUCUGUACCUUCAUCCUUGAUAUGUCACAGUUUGUGUGAUCCAGUAUCAUUUCCACCUGAUGGGGCAACUGUGAGCAUUAAACCUGAACCUGAAGAUGGGGAACCUAACUUCACAACCAUUGGUCUACAGGACAUCACUUUAGAUGAUGACCAGUUUAUGUCUGACUUGGAACACCAGCCAUCAGGUUCAGCAGAGAAAUGGCCUAACCACAGUGAGCUCUCAUGUCCAGCUCCUUACUGGAGAAUCUAGAGGAGGCAAUCCUGGACUGCACUGUAGACUUAAAUUUGCACUCUUGGUAGUUCAUCUGCAGCUCCACUUGGAAGGAGGCCAUAGUAUCAGAGCCAAGUGUUUGUGAGAGAGGGGUCUAAGCUUCAGGCCUCUGGACUUCAGUAGCUGAGCAGGAGGAACACAGUCUUCCCUUACUGUCAGGUUAGCUCCUUUCUGCAAAUCCAGUUAUUUCUAGUCACUUACUUUUUUUCCCUUCUAAUUGAUUUGCUCACUUAUUUAAACUUCUUUUAAAAGGAAAGGUUAGUCAGAUAUUGUGGGAUAAGCCUUCAUGUUACCUACUCACUCAGGAGGCUGAGGCAGGAAGAUCAGAAGUUCAAGGCAAGCCUGGGCUACAAAGCAAGACUCUGUCUCAAAAAAAAAAAAGAGGAAAGUUUAUAUGAUCUGCUUUUCAUCUUAACUUAACCAUGGUUACUCUGACCUCUUGUGAUGCCAAAAUAAAAAUUUUUUUAAAGGACUGUCGGUCUAGCUCAGUGGUGGAGUGCUUUCCUAGCAUUCUCAAGGUUCUGUGUUCAAUCCCUUGUACCACAUGCACACAAAAAAGUUAUGUGAUAGAAAUUGUAAACCUACAGCUUGCAAUUCCUCAAAUUCCACUUGAAUUUCAUUUUAAAGUGAAUUUAGAUUAGGAAAGGGCCUUAGAAAGCAUGUCUAAUACCCAAAUCUAGAAUAUUGAAGCCUCCUAAUUACCUAUCAGACAAGACAUCAAUUUCUGGCUUUCUCAUUUCUCUCAG